Messenger RNA from Vespula pensylvanica (western yellowjacket), 1212 nucleotides. Its product is annotated as soma ferritin-like. Gene Ontology annotation, cellular component: cytoplasm. Gene Ontology annotation, biological process: iron ion transport; intracellular iron ion homeostasis. NCBI's taxonomy places the organism in Eukaryota, Metazoa, Arthropoda, Insecta, Hymenoptera, Vespidae. The transcript has 4 exons. The record is from RefSeq and is a predicted model, not a curated record. Gene Ontology annotation, molecular function: ferrous iron binding; ferric iron binding. Bases 379 to 1173 code for a protein of 264 amino acids.
AAAAAGAGUAAUUGAUUUUUAAAAUCACUUAAGAACUUUUGACCCAUUCUGUAUAAAUAUUUAUGUAUGUAUGGAUAUAUGCACGUGUAUACACGUAUUCAUUCAUAAAAUAAGAAAUUAGAAAUAGGAAUGCAUAUGUCAUUGUUAUCUACGAUCCUGCGACAUAUGGAAAAAAUGCCAAUCCGCAUGGCUUUCGCUUUCAUUCGAUUAAUCAUAAUCCAUAAUGAUCGAAUAGAAGAAAAUUAUAAAGUCAACACACACACAUAUAUUUAAAAACGUAGAUAUUAUAAGUGCAAAAUUAAUGUAACAGAUAUAUACAAUAUAAAUUUUAAACAAAUGUAAAGAAUUAAAUUUACGUAAAAAAAAAAAAAUAAUAAAAUGUUGGCAACGUUGCUGCGAAGAUGCAACUGUCUAUGUAACCUCCAAAUUAAAAUAUAUCAAAUUAAAAAUGAUCAAUUAUUUUGCAACAACUUUCUCAAUACUAAUAUCAAAGGAAAUUUUGUUACAACGUGUAUAAAAGAAAAUUCAAAGAAGGUAUCGCCCGACGAUAGUGCCAUCUGCAUCGACAAACCACUCGAAUGGCCGACCGGGAAAAGAGCUCAUUUUAAAUUUCACGAAGAAACUGAAGCUGCUAUGAAUAAACAAAUAAAUGCCGAAUUUAAAGCUUUUUAUUAUUAUUUAUCUUUGGCGGCAUAUUUUGGGCGCGUAGAUGUUGCAUUGCCAGGUUGCGAGUCAUAUUUCAUGCAAAUGCAUCAAGAAGAGCAUGAGCAUGCUUUAAGAUUCGUCGAUUAUGUUAAAAUGCGCGGUGGUCAAGUAAUAUUAUGUCCGAUUUUACCACCAGUUGAUCCAGAUUGGAAGUGCCCUCUUCAUGCCUUUAAAACUGCAUUGGGACUCGAGAUAGAAAUCAGCGAACAAUUGGUUGAUGUCAAUACGAUAGCUGAAAAACAUGGUGACUUGAACGCAAGUGAUUUCAUUAUCACAGGUUUUAUGGAAAAUCAAAUGAAAAGCGUCAAUGAAAUGGCGAGAUUCGUAACGGUUUUAUCAGGCAUAGGCGAUCAAGCACUGGCACGUUUUGUUUUCGAUAAGGAUUUACUCGAUAAUCACGUAUCAUCGGAAUUUAAUGUUAUUAAAAAAAAAUUACGUUUUAAGAUAAAUGAAAAAGUAAAUGGAUAAAAUCGUUUAUCCUUUGUGAUAUUCUUUUUUUAAAUUGUA